Molecule: messenger RNA, 1674 nt
Organism: Dictyostelium purpureum
Lineage: Eukaryota; Evosea; Eumycetozoa; Dictyosteliales; Dictyosteliaceae
Exons: 1
Coding region: 289-1674 (461 amino acids)
Source: RefSeq, a predicted model, not a curated record
UAUUAUUUUUAUAGACACCACACAUAAAUAUUUUUAUAAUAUCCUUUAUCUUUUAAAAUAAUAGCAAUAGAAAAAAACUAAACAAAUAAUAUUUAAUAAACUAAAAAAGUUUAAACUUUUUUGAUUUUUUAAUAUCAAAAUAUAUUUUUAAUAAAUUAGUUUUUUUUUUUUUUAUAAAAAAUCACAUUAAAAAAAUAAAAUUUUAUUUUAUUUAAAACAAAUCAAUCAAAAUAAUCAUUCACUAAACUAUUUAUUUGUACAGAAAAUUAUAAAAAAAAUAAUAAAAAAAUGAAAAAAAAUAUAUUAUUUAUUGGUAACUUUGUAAAUGAUGUAAUUUUAAUUCAUACAGAUUUAAAAUUAGGAAGAGAAAGAUCUUUCACAGACUUUAUGUCACCAGACAAUCAAAAAGAAUUAGCAAAGCAACCAACACAAAAGGUUAUUAAAGCCGAUGCGUUGGGUGGUUCAGUUACAUAUGGUUCACUUGCAGCUCAUUAUUUUGGUGAUACCAACAGUUUUAUAGUAACAAAGAUGGGAAACGACAUCAAUCAAGAGUUUGAAUCAUUAAUAAAAUCAAAAUUAAUAAAUAAAGAGGGUGAUGAAGGUUCAAUAGAUUUAAGUUAUUCAAAUAUCGAUGAUAAAUCGAAUACAAAAAAUACAAGUUAUUAUUUAAAUUACUAUAACAAUAAAAAGAAUAGAACACUAUCAUUAAUGGAAAAAGGAUUUAACAUUGAAGCAAAAAACUGUAUUAAAUGUAUCGAAGGAGUCCGCCCUAAUGCCUUACUCUUUGUACCAGUAUCUGGGGAAUUUGAUGAAUCAUUAGUCACCGAGACAUUAGACCAUAUUAAAAAAAUGAAUAAAAAAACAAAUAAACCAUUUGUAGACCAUAAUGAACAAGAACAAAAUUUACCAUAUAACCCCGUCAUUGCUUUUGAUGUUCAAGGCUUCCUCAGAUGUUUUAAUGGAAGUCGCGUUACAACACGUCCAAUGCAUAUCAUGAUUCAAAAACUAGUAAAUAUCAAGAUAUCAUUAAACGAUAUGGACGAUAUUGUCACUGUUGUCAAGGCAGAGUAUGGCGAAGCCGCUGCCAUUAUGGGAGAGCACGAUCCUGCUACAUGCGCAAAACUAUUACGUCAAAAUUUUGGCUUCACAAUUGUUGCUGUCACUAUGGGAGGAGACGGUCUUUUCCUUUCAUCAUCCAUCACUGGUGAAAUCUAUAUUCCAACCUUUAAACCUGAAAAGGUUUCAGAUGAAACUGGGUGUGGUGAUACUUUUUUAACAUGUACUGUAUUAGAAAUUUUAAAUUUAUUAAACGAUCCAAGCCAUCAACUUUUCAAUAAUGUAAAUUCAAGUAAUACCAUACAUAAUCAAAAUAAUUAUGAAAAAGACAUUUUAUUAAAAAGAAAUAUAAAAAGAGAAGAGUUAAUUCAUUGUUUACAAGUAGGUAGCUCUGGUGCAUCAUUUUUGGUUGAACAAAUGGGUCCAAAAGGUUUUGCAAAUAGAGACACAAUUAUUGAUAGAGUAAAAAAUGGUAAACAACAAAUUAAACAACAAUAUCUUCAAUUUAAUAAUCCAAUUAUUGCUAAAUUUGAACCUGAACAAGCUAGAAAUGUACCUUCUCUAAAUAGUAAUACCGAAAAACAAAAAGUUUUUAAAUCAACAACCCAUUACAAAUAA